Contarinia nasturtii (swede midge) is the source of this 1287-nucleotide messenger RNA. RefSeq names its product replication factor C subunit 5 (gene RfC3). The record is from RefSeq and is a predicted model, not a curated record. The transcript has 7 exons. Bases 158 to 1147 code for a protein of 329 amino acids. Gene Ontology annotation, biological process: DNA repair; DNA-templated DNA replication. NCBI's taxonomy places the organism in Eukaryota, Metazoa, Arthropoda, Insecta, Diptera, Cecidomyiidae. Gene Ontology annotation, molecular function: DNA binding; ATP binding; ATP hydrolysis activity. Gene Ontology annotation, cellular component: DNA replication factor C complex; nucleus.
AGCAAUCAUAGAUGGCGCCAAAAGCGUGAGAGUGUUUUCAGUAAAAAAGCGGCAAAAGUGGACAUUUACGUCAAUUUAUAAUUGUAACCAUUGUUGAUACAACAACUUCUUUCAAAGUUAUUUUGAACUGAAAAAAGCGAACAGAAAAAGACACAAAAUGAGCUCAAACAUCGAAACCACAAACUUGCCAUGGAUUGAAAAGUAUCGACCAACACAGCUGAACGAGCUCGUUUCACACGAGGAAAUCAUAGCAACCAUUUCGAAAUUCAUUGACCAAAAUCAGUUGCCACAUUUGUUAUUCUAUGGACCUCCUGGCACGGGUAAAACCACGAGCAUUUUGGCAUGCGCUCGAAGAUUGUAUGCACCAAAGGAUUUUCAUUCGAUGGUACUAGAGCUGAAUGCAUCCGAUGAUCGUGGUAUUGGAAUUGUUCGUGGACGAAUUUUGGAUUUUGCAUCGACCCGAACAAUCUUCUCGAAUGGAUUCAAAUUGAUCAUUUUGGAUGAAGCAGACGCCAUGACCAAUGAUGCACAAAAUGCUUUACGAAGAGUCAUCGAAAAAUAUACCGAUAAUGUUCGAUUCUGCAUCAUUUGCAACUAUUUGAGCAAGAUUAUACCGGCACUUCAGUCUCGUUGCACGCGAUUUCGAUUUGCUCCGUUGGCCGAAGAGCAAAUUGUUCCACGGCUCGAUUUUGUGAUUGAUCAAGAAAGACUUAACGUUUCGGACGAUGGCAAGAAGGCACUCAUCAAAUUGGCAAACGGUGACAUGAGAAAAGUGUUGAACGUUCUUCAAAGUACGUGGAUGGCUUACAAAAAUAUCACCGAAGAAACGGUUUAUUUGUGUGUUGGCCACCCUACGCCGAGCGACAUCAAAACAAUCAUGAAUUGGCUCAUGUCGGUUGAAUCGUUUGAAGAAUGUUUCGAUAAAAUUCAAGAUCUGAAAAUGCAAAAGGGUUUGGCCUUAGAAGACAUUCUGCGUGAAGUGCAUCUUUUUGUUAUGCGAAUUGAACUUCCGCCUCGUGUAAUGAGCUGUUUAUUGAUUAAGAUGGCCCGAAUUGAGCAAAGUUUAGCGGCCGGAUGUUGCGAAAAACCGCAGCUUUCGUCAUUUGUGGCUGCCUUUCAAAUUGCACGAAAUAUGGUCUCGGUAUAAGCAAAUUGCCUUCAGCAACACCUCAUAAUUUUGAAUUUUUAACAUUUUAAUGAAAGGAAAAUAUGUCGCCAUUCAAUGAUGAAAAAAAAAAUCGUUUAUUCUUAAGUUAAAAUAUAAAGCUCAAACGAAUAAUAACACAA